UGUUUUAAUGAGACUAUUUUUAAAAAGGGAAGUGAUCUGCUUUUCCAAACCUUUAUUUCUUUCUAAUAUUUUUCAUACCUAGUUUCUUAUUCCUUUUCCAUUUCUCCUUCAAAACCUCUCUGAUACUGCAUAGGCACAAGGUGCGUGUUCAACUGCUAGCAUACUUGAUAGGUUAGCAAGAACCUUAAGGACUCUUAAGAACAGCACUGAGCAGCACUCCCAAACCGCUUCAGGGAGAUCUCUGAAAGCCGGAUUCUCUCCAUUCCGACUCCCUUUGUAUCACCUUCCUAACUCCGCGGGCACCGGCAGGCUGGCAGAGCGGCUGACGCGAGGGGCACUGCUGGCUCCUAGGCGGGGCCAAGACGGAGGAGCCCGGCGGCUCUGCUUCGCUUCGCCGCGGCACCCUCCCCGCCGGGCGGGCCGCUCCCGGCCCUUCGGAGCAGCCGCCGGGGCAGGCGGGUUAGCGCUGUGUCUCGACGAGGCUGGCAGUGCGCCGCUUCGAUGGCGGCUUUGCUUCCCGAGCGGCGGGACGAGCCGAACGCGGGGGCCCGGGGCUGCGGCGGGGGCGCGGGGCUGCGGGGCGGCCCUGCCUGGCGCUCGCCCCCGCCGGGGCGCGCCUCUCCCGCCGCCGCCGGGCGACGGCGUCGCUGGCAUGGUCACGGCACCCCGCGUGAUAAUUGACGGUUAUUUAUUCAGCGGAGGCGGCCCCGAGCACGGGGUGCAGACCGCGGGCUCCCCGAAGGCUCGGGUGUCCCCUUGCAGAGGCUCGGGCGAUCCGGCCGCUUGUCCUUGAAGAAACUCCUGUUGCACUCACUCUGCUUCAGCGUGGACAUCUGGAACUUGAUACGGCAGCGUCGGAGGCUGUGGCCCCCACCCGUGGCAGCCACGGAAAUUCAUGCCGCUGGACUCUACUAAGCAGACGCAUCAGAUAAACGAGGUCCUUCUCUUUUGGCCGCCUGCCUAUCUGAUUCUCUUUUUCCCUUUCCUAGGCAUUGCUCUGUUCUUCUGAGAAAAACUGCAAGGACUCUGAUCAAUGCCCUCAGAACAUGUCUAAUUGGACAAGUCUGUGGUAUGUCUGGUUAAUCUUGCUGACUGUGUUCCUGCUCCUGCUCUGUGGGAUCACAGCAAGCUGCAUCAAAUUUUGCUGCCGGAAGAAGAGGCCUCCAGUUGAGACCUUCCCCAGGCCCCCUUAUGAUCUGACAGUUAUUCCUAUAGACAGUGACAGCACUGCCCACAGCACAGUGACCUCAUAUAGCUCGCUGCAGUACCCUCUAAGUGCCCCUAUUCAUUCAAUAUUUGUGGAUACGGAUAAGAACACUGUGUCCCCUCCAGCUUACAGUCUCUACGCGAUGGACUUGCCACCUUCUUACGAUGAAGCUGUCCAAAUGGGUAAACAAUACACUGAAGUAGCACAGAUAAACCAGAAACUCAAUGACAUCUCAGGAGAGGUCACACCGGGUGGGCUGAAUCCCAUCCAGUAUUCACCUGAUACAACCAACAGAGAUCCAGCAACACAGGCAAAUUCAGAAAAUUCAGAAGAUGCAACACAAAAACAACCGCAGCUCUGACUCAUUUCACAUGGGGAGUAAAGGAAGGGAAGGACUGUAAGAGUUAAAGAAGACAUGAAGAGUUUCAUUUUAUAGGCAGGUUAUGAUGUGAAGAUGUUUCCUCUCAUGCCCUUGUAAUGAUCUGUCAGUUAGAAGAAAUUUUUUCUGUGACUGCUGUAAUCUCCUGGUAAAGCUUCUUCAAGGAUAUGAAACAAAGUAAAAGGGCAGCAGUUUAAAAAUGCCUGUAGAAGUGGGACAUGAAUGCUUGUUCAUCUUAUGAUUAAAAAAACCCCAAACAAUAAUUCCUUGUGUCCAGCAUAUGGCAAUAAAAAAGGUCAGGGGAAUUUUGCCAUCUUGGGAACACACACGGAGUCAGAACAGUACAAACAGCAAGUUGGUGUUCCAGAACAGAAGCUUCCCAAACUGGAGUUGAAAGGGGAAUCCUAGCAAGUCACACUGAAUAGCCUCUGUAGUUUCUCUUCUUUUGAUAAUGUUAACUGUCCAGCAAAUUGCUGGAGUGCAAAUUGCUGCUUAAUGACACAUGUUCCUUAAACUGAAGGAAGAUGGCAAACAAGGACAGGAAAGUGUGUGGAGGGAAAUGCAUUAUGUUAUGUUUCACAACUAGAGACAAGGAAUGAGACAGAUACUUUUUUUAUCGUUGUUGGUCAUGAGACUUGAAGGAAUUGGGUUUGGAGCUCUUUUAAUCUUUAAACUUGUUCAAGAUGAGUUAGGGAUGAUUCUUCAUGAAAUACUGAUAGCGAGGAUAACUGCUAUGGAUCAUUUUAAAACUGGGAGAUUGGAGUUGAUUACAGUGGUCUCAGACCAGACAAAAUUAUGGGCUAUGAGAGGCCUUUUUUAAAAUGACAGCUCUUUCCCUUUCUUGCCCCUCCCGUAUUCCAAAUAGUACAAAUUUUGUCCACUCCUGAGUAGUGAUUUUCUCUGAAUCCACUUUAGCAAGGUGCUGAUUUGGCUGCCUUUAAAAACAUGAGCAAUCUACAGGAUGGUUCAUUGCUGUGGGAUUACCUACAAGAUCAGAGCAGGAAAGAAAGCAUAAGCACUAGGUUCUAUUAAUGAAUGUAACAUAAACUGUGGAGUGCUAGGUCAGAGUUAAUGUUGACUGACCUUCUACUAACAAGAAUAUGACUGAUGAUCUUCACUUUUGCUGAAGUUGCUUUGGUAUCUGUGAAAAGGGGCUACCUUCUGCAAAUAUUUAGGUGUCUGUCAUUAAUAAGCAGUAGAACUGGUGGGCACAAAAUCUUGCACGGCUUCUGGAAGACUAUUGUCUGACAACCAUCACUGCAAGAACUACUCUUGAAAUGAGCACUAAUGAUUUAAAAAUUAAGAUCUCUCUGCCAGCCAACAGGACUGAGACUAGAAUCUCUGCUACACAUUCAUGGUGUGUGAGCUGUUCGUGAGUCCAGCUCCCUAGAGAAGUGUUGCUUCUAUAUUUAACUUGCAUAUAGCUUACUAUGAGGGUUGUAGGGAAAGAUUGGUUUAACAAAUCUGCUUCUCUUCUCUGUCAUUCUUAAUUAUACUUCUUUUGGUUUAUUCUCUCCUCUGCCUUCUUUUUCUGUGUCAAGAUGGAGACUAGGCAUAACCCAGUGUAAUUAUUUGGAUGUCUCUAGCUGGAGACAUCCUGGGUGUCUCAUCUCCAAGUCACAAAUACAGCAGAUGUAUUUUUAUUUAUUGAACCUUUUCAUCAGGAUAGUACUCAGAAACAAAUCCUAUGCCUUUCCAAAGAAGAAAUAUCUGUUGCAGGGAAAUGGCUGAGCGCUCACUCACAAACAGAAACAGGACUGUAAAGCCAGGCAAAUAAAAAAACAGUGACUGACACAAGAGGGCAGUCCUUCACUUUUCAGUGUAUUGCAUUAUAUGUGUAUUGAACUGGAAACAGCUCUGUAAAGAAACGAGCUCUUGAUAUUGCUUCUAUGGCUCGGGUUUGCUCAGUUCUUCAGAGAUUACUCUGGAGUGCAAGGACUGAGCUUGCUUGAGGAGGACGGGGAAAUAAUCACAAUGGUUUGACUUCCCUGCCCUUCCUGCUUUUCCUUGCAUGCUGCUUCUGUCUUGGGAGUUGUCAGCAGUACCUCACAGACUAUCUACCAAACUGUAAGAUCUGUUUCCAUUUGGUCAUGGAGGAUGAUAGUUCUAACUGCAAGACCCCAGUCAAAACCCUAAAUGCCCAUGGAGUGCUUACAAACCAGAUCUGACUCCAUUACUACCUGGUAAUAGAAAGGCCUGUCUCGCUCUGGAGCACCUCUGUUGCAAAUCUAGCCUAGUUAGAAUUGCCCUGCAGUAAUCUGUCACUUGUGUCCUUAAUUGCAUAAUUCCACAAAUCAUUAUCCAGACUAAAAGAAAACAACUGGACUUGCUGCCUCUUUACAAAAGUACAGACCAGGCAAAGAGGGAGUAACACUGCAGGAACUGAGUUUCCAUGUAUGUACGUAGGAAGCAAGUGUCAUUUGACACAGCAUAGUGAAUAAAGCACUUAGUUUUUUUCCCUGACUUCCUAGGAAGAAGGGCAUAAUCCGGUGUUUUCUUUCUAACACCCAAGAAAAAGUCUUGUGUCUUGCCCAGGCUCUUGCCUUAUAACAUGGUUCAUUAAUUCAAACAUAAACUAUUUGUUAACAUAAACUAUUGACCUAAUCAGCCUGCAGGAACACAGAAUUUUCUUUGCACAUUAAAAGCAGCUUAGUCUGCUCCUCACAAUGUUUUCAAUAGUGAUCUCGGGUUUUUAUCAAAAUCAUCUGACUCCUCACAGAAAGCUGAUAAUCAAAGCUGGCCCUGGCCCUUUGUCUUUGAGGAGGCAGAUUACCCCCACAACUGUUCAUUAUUUACAUCUCCACUUAACAGGUUUCUUUAGCUCAACAGCAUUACAGAAGUUACAGCCCUCCAGACAGACAGAUCAUGAAUAGGGGAUUUACAAAUUCUGUUUAAAUUCCUGCAGCAAAGAGCUCUCUUCCCAUCUUGAGAACAGUUUGUAUUUGUGUAGAGUCCAGUUCAUCAAUUAGAAUCACUGUUGCAUGUGGGAACACAGCAAGAGAAAAUGACCCCAAACUAAUGUCAGAAAAAGAACUAAAAGGGCAAUCUACUGAAUCCUGGUCUACACAAGCAAUAGCUUGAAAAUGGUGCUCCCAUAUGCCUUACAUAACGCUAAAUGAGAAGGAAGUAGAAUGGAAAAGAGUGUCCAUUGAUCACCUGGUUCUUUUCUGCUUAAUUGGGCAAAUCAGAAAAAGACUUUCUUGUUGUUUAUGCCUCUAAAAAUAGACUUAGUAGCCAGCUUCCACUCAGCAUAUAUUUUUGCAAUAUGACUAGGAAGAGGACAUUACGAGCUCCUUAAGCCUAUUGCAUGGUAAGUUAAAUUCAACUUCUUUGUUUUAACUGAUGUUUUAACACUUGCUAACCAAACCCAAAAAUGUGGAAUGGAGAUUAGUGUUCUGUCUUUACUGCUGUUUUCCAUAAAAAUUUCCCUUUUGACUUUUUCUUUGUGUUCCAAAAACCUGUUUACCUCUCAGUGCGGGAUGUGACUUUAUAAUCCUAGAAAACUUUGUUUUGUUGUUGAUGCUUUUAAUAAGGCUCAAACAGCAAGUGGGAUACUUUCAAAAGCCCCCAACCUAGAUAGACACGGUGUUCCUUUGUGUUUAUUCUGCUGAGCGUGUAAGGGGGAAAGGAGGGAGAGGACUAUUCUUAAACUUUACUUCUUACUGGGCAUGAUGACUGGGUCUCUGGUGUUUGUCAAUGAAAGUAUUUGGAAUGUAAAAGGUUAGUUUGCUUUUAGAUUUGAAUUCUGCAAUAUUAAAUCAGAUGAAAAAAAAUGAGAUUCUGCUGCAGAAAAAGAGUCCACUUUACAUUCACUUUUAUUCCUCUUAGCCACAUGUACCUUUCCUCUUCUAUUUCCAAACAGGUAUGCCAUGUCUCAGUUCCUGGUCAGAAAUCUUGCAUAGUGUUGCCAUAGGCUCUUUAAGAGCCAUCAAAUAGCACCCAGAGGUGGGGGUAUAUCAGUGAGAAAUGAAGUGAUCUCUGUGGAUGUAUUUCUUAUAGCCAGUUUUUAAAGUACUCUGAAGUUUCAAAACAAGACACUAUAAUUGAUAUUAUUUAUUAGUGCUAUAGUGCACAUCUAAAGUGUGAAUAUCUAAACCAGAAACCUUUCAGGAGAAACGUUCUAUCCCUGGUGGUAGUAUAGACUAGCCUCUUGAGAAGAUCCAGAAUCAGCAUGUUUCCAGUCAUAAAGAAUUAAUCUAUAUGUUUUACCCCCUCAAAAAUGUUUUAAUAAUUAAAUAGGUUUUUUUUUUUUAAAAAAAGUUUUCCAGAAUAGAGAAGCAAAUUUAAAUGGAUAGAUUAAAAAAAAAAAUUCAAUUACUUUCUAAUAAGGUAGUCAUUCAAGCAUGUCUAAAUAAUUUUAAAUCCAUGUCUAAAUAAUUUUAAAUUACACAAUUAACCAAACAGGACUUCAACCAUUGUUAGAUUUGCUCAGGGUUACUCUGAAAUAAUUUGUCUUUGACAGGUGUGUAUCACAACACAUUUUUCAUACAAGUCUUAUGCCAUUUGUGUAAAAGAUGUAAUAUUACAGGCACAUAAAGAAGCUGCAGGUGUUACAGUGUGGUACAGCAAAGAAAGGCAAUAUACUUGCUGUGUUCUUAGCAUCUUUCAAGACUGCUCAGAUAGAACAUCCCUAAUCUACUGUUAAGUGCUGGCCCCAAAUGGAAAAUGAACUCUGCCUUUCAUACUGCAGAAGAGGGCUAGGCGGUUAGUCAUCUAGGGACAGGGUUUCUUGAACACCUUUUAUGGCUUCAAGAGCUUGAGACUAAGAGCCCUAUUUUUGGAAGACUUGCUUCUGACUGUCUGCUUGAGACAGGAGCACACAGCCAAACUCUGUGUCUAACGUGUCCAAAAGAUGCAUCUUUCUAAACCAUAUAUUUUAAAAGAUAAGUAUUAUAGAUACACUUGCUAGGAAUCUCAGAAAAGAAGAUUAAGAGAAAACAUGUGAUGGAUGUUUCCUUUCCUUUAACUUUUUGAGUAAUAAGAAAUAAUCCAUUGGUGAUACUGAUUGUCCCCUGGUACUCAGCUGGCGUAAAAAAAUCAUUUUAUCACUUGCAGGGGUAAGAAAAGGCCUAUUGCACCAACAUACUAAAGAUUAGUCUGGUCUAUGCUGCAGAAAUGUACAAACUCUUCUCAGGAUUGCUUACAUUAAACCAGCUCCAAUGGUCCUGGCAGUAUGGGAAGCCAUAAUCUAGACAGGUUGUUGAUGACCAUAGUUAACUUGGUUAUUUUUAAAUGCAGUGUCUGUCUUACCUAGUGCUACAUUGACAGCACAGUGAUGCAAGUGCUCACAUUUUACUAUUGGUUUUAUCAGAUUGCUCUGACCAGUUGUAGGAAGUCACUGGGAAGUGUGAACUCCUGUCAACAUUGCUACUGAAGCAAUUCCCUGUUAUAAUGCUGAAGGCUUCUACUCCCCGGCUAAGGAAAUCUGCUUGCAGCUGCCUGUGCAUGUACUAUUGAGAUGUGUUCUGUUUAGAAGUCUGUUAGGUGACCUCUGCCGAGUCACUUCCCCUCUUAUGUCUCUGUUUCUUUUCCCAGCCUUUCUGGCUGGUGUUUAAGACAUGUGUUCACUGGUGCAGGAAAUUCUCCCACAGUGCCUACCAUAGUGGGAAUCUGGUCAUAGAGGGAUAUUCUCCAUAUUCAAAGAACAUCAACAGUUGAGGAGAGGAAAAGGACCUUGAAACCCACAAAUAACGCCUCCCUCAUUCCCCCCUGCAACCCUUUGGAUUCCUUGAGCAGUGGAAGUAACAGAGCCUGGUUUUCUAGAUUUCUAAAUCUUUUGACAACAUUCCCUAACAUUUAAGAAUACAUAACCUUCAGUAGAAGCUUUCCUUGUAGUUAGGACAUGCAUCAGAUCUUUCUUGUGUGCAUUUUCCAGUGCCUAAUAAGGGUGAGCUCAUGCUGGAGUCUCUCUUGCAAUACAGAUAUUGAAAGACCCCUCUUCUCUACCCAGCUUCUGUUUUCAUGAAACAUUUAGAAGCUUUAUGUCUUCAGAAUCUCAAGUUCUCUAUCAUCUUGCUUGAAAUUUGUCAGUGGAUUCAGAAAUUAUUAGCUGGGUGUGGAGAGUGGAAGGAGGGGAGAUGGGACACAGAUCUGACUGAUUACAAAGCCUCAUUUCCAUAAGAAACCAGGUUUAAAAAGAACAUCAAGCAGGAGGCUUGGUCCCACAGCGGGUUAUGUGCUCAGCUGGAUGGAGGAUCUAAGAAUUCUGAUUUCUCAGUCGACCAUUUUUCACCAUCACUAGAUCCAUUCAAGUCUGAUUAUAUCCACACAAGCUUUGUGACAUCUCUAAGGGAAAAGCCCUCUCUGUAAUUACCCAAAGUGCAUUUUUAAUUGUGAUUUUAAUUUGGUGCUCAUUUGGCACUGUUCAUGCAAUUUUUCUUCUCUCAUUUGUCCAAAAUGAUUGUUUUGCCAGUUAUUUUCUGUUGUUAUUGGCUGACUGUGCAGAAGAGCCUAUGAUGGGGAGAUGUACUGCUAGAGAAGUUGGUGCUUACAUCACAGUCAGCAGCCUGCAGUCCUGUCUCUCUCUUCUCACACACACACGCUCUCAUCAUGAGCACUUGUGCUCAGAAAGAAAAUGCAGACUUGGAAGUAAAUUGCCUCAAUAAUUCAUAGGCUUUAUAGCUCAGAGCAAAUUAUACCUUGUCUCUGUCAUGAAAUUCAGGUUGCAAAUCCCUUUACAGCCAAGCUCGUUAACAAUAUAAGUAAAGUGGUACAUCUAUAAUAGCUUUUAUAAUCGAUGCAUUAUAAUCUUUGGAGAAUACUAAGUGGUAAACCUGCAGCAUCCAGGCUGAAGCAUCAAUAGGGUCUGGAUACAGUAAGAGUCAGAGAAAAAAACAUUUCUUUUUCUGCCUUGCAGUUGCCUUUGCCUGCCUUGCUGCCCCCAAAUAGCUUAGAAGAAGGUUUGGUUUGUUUGUUUUCUAACUGCAUUUCAACUUUAUCAGAUGCGGUUUUUGAGGGAAAAGAAUCACUGCUAUUGCCAGUACUGAUAAGUGGGACACUUAGACACAUGCAAAACCUGCUCACUUAUGGAAUAAAAUAGCUCUCACAAUAUCACUUUUCAGAUUCUUGCUCUUAGCUGUCUCCUGGCUCUGAUUCUAAUCAUCUUUACCUCUUGGAACUAUUUUUGUUUAGGGAGACAUUUACUAAUUUUGCUGCAAGUAUCAGAGGUUCUUUCCUUUACCCACAACUAAAAUUCAAACUGUGAAAGAAGCUUUUGAAUCAUAUUCAGAGCAGACUAUGAAAACAAAGUAUCAUAGGGGAAUUGUGCUCUAUAAAAAUGAAGACAAUAAAUGUUUUACGAAAAAUUACAUCCUAAGCUUAAAUACAAUGCACAAAAAAGCUUAGGUGCAAACCCACAUCACUGGGAAAAGAUUUUGUUCUGGUCAGUCAAAAUUUAGAAUAUAAAAUGCCAGAGCUCUUUUUAGCUUACUGGGGAAAAAAUUGGGCUGUAGAAAAGAAGGUAUGCCUUCAAAGAUACUUCACAUGUUUUUAGAAUAACCAAACUCACUUUGCACACUUGGAGAAAGGAGGAAAUAAAUUUCUAUUUCAAAUCUAGAAAUUCCUGAAUCUGCAUGAAAGUGCUUAAUUUUUACUCUUUUUUUUACCCUGCUUUCCCAAGUAGCUCAAAAAGGAAACAAAAAAGAAGAGCCUAAUGUGGAGCUCAUAUGUGUGCCUUGUUUUUUCUCUUUCCAUGCUAACAGUUUAUGGCAUAAGCUACUUCCAUCCCACAAGUAAGGAAGUACAGUACCGAGGUUGAAGAAUUGACCUGGGAAACCCAGCUCAGCUACUUGUUCUGCCACAGACUUCCCAUAUGACACUGGGAAAGUCACUUAGUCUCUGUUGGCCACUGUUCCUGGCCUGUAAAACAGGGACUGUAGCACUAUCUUAUCUUGCAAAGAAUUUUGAGGAUGAAUACAUUGAGUGUGGGCUGCGCUGUCAUAAUGAAAUACAGAUACACAGUCAGAGCAUGAUGAACUUUGUGUGGGACACGUAGCUAAGGAAAAAAGCCUCCCUGCUCCCUCCCCCUCUUAAGGGAGGGAAUCUAGAGAAGAAACUUGGGGAAAACAAAUGCUGUGAGACUUAGAAAUAGCCUCUGGACUUCAGGUGCCUAAUCCAGUCAUCAUUACAACAUUCCUAACUAGAGGAAGAAGCAGAGAGGAGAGAAAUUUAAAAGAUAGGCCCAGGAUCAGUGUGAGAUGCCUGAUGAAUGAUGGUAGGAGUCUUGUGACAGCAGCUUAUCUUGCUGACCUGCUGGGGAUCAAAUGUCCCAAGAGAUACCACUUCAGAUGUAAACAUGAAAAAGAAUGCUAAUUCUUUGUCAGUUUGUACAAGCACUUAAUUUUUAUAACUUUGAUCUCUCUCUUGCUGAAACUCACCUUUUGUUCUGUAAUCUGUCAUCUUUUGGUCUAGUUUAGAAGUCUCUGUAGUCUGCUUUCCACCCUCUCCACACUUAUCAGAUCAGACUAGACGAGAAGUGCCAUGGGAUAAGAAAUGCUGUCCUUUUUACCCCUGAACAGCACUUGCCAAAUGGCUGCAUCUCUUGUCAAAAGGCAGUUGUCGGAGACACACCAUUGUUCUGUGAAGAAGGUAGAAGGAAGUUGUUCUGCACUGCACAUAAGGUCACUUCGGCUCUUUUAAAAGGCAAUAUAAUUGUGAUUAGCUAGCUAACCAGAAGGUCAUAAAAAUAAAUACACCCUGUGUAUUUGGAGAACUUGUCCCUCGCUUCUGUGAUUCCGGCUAAACUGCCUUCUUCCACAAGGUGGCAUUAGUGAGCCUAAGUGGCCUAUUGAACGUCUUUUUCAGCCACGGUGCUGGAAGGCAACACGUAGAAAGUCAAUUAAAUUUUGUGAGAAGAUUAUUUUGAGGAAAAAACGUUAUACGUUUUUAUUCCUUACUUUAAAAUUGCACAUAUAGAGUAGACUUUUUCAUCUGGAUAAAAGAUCUCCCAUACCUGCUGUAAAAUACUGAACUCCAACUGACUUUGGCCAUAUGGGAAGUAACAAAGCGUAUGUACUGUUAUUUUCACUGUAAUAAUCAAGAAAACAUCUGUGAUAAUGGCAAGGGCUGUCUUUCAAUCAAGAAACAUCCUGGAGUGUGACAGACUCCAGCUUUAUCACAGAUACAUCCUGGGCAAUUAUACAUGUACCACUUUCAAUGCCUUUGUCUCUAUUUUCCAUUGAUAAGCAAUUAUAGAAUCACAGAGGUUGGAAGGGACUUCUGGACUCAUCUAGUCCAACCCUCCUGCUCACAGGAGGGUCAACUAGAGCAGCUUGCUCAGGGCCCUGUCCACUCUGGCUUUGAAUUCUCCAAGGAUGGUGAUGCUACAACCUCUCUGGGCAACCUGUUCUAGUGUCUGACCACCCUUAGAGUAAAAGCAGGGUUUUUUUGAAUGUUUGAGUGGAAUUUCCUGUAUUUUGGGUUGUUCCCACUGCUUCUCACCCUGUCAGUUGGUGCCCAUUGAAAAAAGUCUGUCUUUGUUUUCUUUACACCUUCCCAUCAGGUAUUUAAACAGAUUAAUAAGAUUCCCUCCUGAACCAUCUCUUCUUGAGGCCAGAGAACCCCAGCUUGCUUGUCCUCUCCUCAUAUGCCAGAUGCUUCAAUCCCUUAAUCAUCAAAAUACUUAAUCUCAUCUUUUGUCCAACUUGUCUAAAUUGUUCAGGAAUCUCACCUGAAUUUAAGUGUGAUAUUUAGUAUAUUUCUACUGAAUGUGGGCCUAGAAUAAACAAUUGCAUAGAGCAGACCAUGGGAAACAUCAUGUGAGCUGGAUACCUAAUCACUCUGUUACCGCCUCGUACUGUGCUGUAAGCUUUGCUGAUGCUACCUAUGCAAUGUUUUUUGUUGCACUGCUUAGACUGACAUUGCAUCAUCUCAUACAGUGAAAGUUCAACGCAAGCUUGUGAUUACAGCGGUCAGCUCAGUAUGCUGCUGAUUUGUGUCCCAACGGUAAGAAAAUUGGCAAGAUGAAAUCAGACAAAGAGCAGAGGAGAGAGAAGAGAUGCAUCUACAUGAACUGUUUAAUCAGAAAAGGACAAGCUGCUUGAAAGUGGGGAAAAAAGAAAUGCAAUCUUCCUCCUGCUUUGCAUGGUGCUUUUGGGUGGAAGAUGCUUUAUAAAUACCCCUCCUGCAGGAGAUCAUGCUUUAGAAGUACAGGAAAUUGCCUGGAUUAAAAAAAGAACAUAAGGAAUAAUGCUCUUCCAGGCCAGAAAAGGAAGAGAUGUUUCCUUUCUGUAGUUUAUCUCAUUCUUGCCAACAAGAAAACCAUAUUUCAUCAGAGCAUGCCCUUGCUUCCACAGGUUUCAAUGAAAAUCAUUGGUUAUUGAGAAAAAAUAUUUGCCCUUGUUCUCUUAUGUGAGUUGUAGCUAGUGAUACUGUAAACCCACUGCUUACUGCUAAGCUAUAAUAAUAAAGAAAAAUCAAAGUUUCUGGUCAAUUCCUACAUCUUUAUUUCCUAACAUAUCCCACUAUUGUAGGUACAAAACUUAUACCCCAAAAUCUCUAAGCUUGAAUCCUUUAAUCAAUGUGCAAGAUGCUAGGUAACACAUGUUAACACAAUGAAACAAAAGAAAAAAAAAUCAGGAUAAUUUGAGCAUCUGUGGGAUUAGUUUGGUGACUUCUUCAUCUGUUAUAAUUAUAAACCAUAAAAUUGCAAGUGUGUACAUGUGUCUAAUCAGUUGGUAGUUCUGUUACAUACAGCCUUUCUUACUUCUCACCUCCCCUGUUUGUCUGCUGAGACCUAGUCCUUUAAGAUGGCCAUUUGGUGCCUGUUUCUUUGUAUCUCAGUUUGUGCAGUCUUUUACCCAUGUACCCAUGAUUAAUCCAGAUGCCCGAAUUGGCUACUUCACAAGUCUGAAACAACAUUCAGAGAAAUGAAACUAAAAAAUGAAGGAGUUUCUUAUCAGUCUGGAGAUGGGGUGGGGGAUGGAACAGGCAACUGCUAGAUCCAAAAAUUAGUCAGAUUGUUCUUUAUGAAUUUACAAGAAACACAUGAAUCCCAGAUGUGGAUGCAGAAGGGUCUUUCUUCAAAUCCUGCAUGUCUGCAGUUCUAGUGAUUCAUAUCUUAAGCUGUUGCUACAUUGUCUUGAAUUCAGGGAAGACUCCAGUAUAAAAUCUGUGGCACAGGAAGUUCAGCUUCCUCUCCAGAUUUCCUUCCUCCACCUCCUUAUAUGCAGAAUAGCCGGGAACAUAUUUAAGCUUUGCCUGUGCUGACUGAAAGCUCGUAUGACUGCGGAGUGGUUUGCGUUUAUACACAAUACCUUCAGCUAAAGUGCUCAAGACACGCAGCACAAAAGACAGUGGCUCUUAAUGAGAAGACUUAAACCCCUAAAUAUCCUGAACUGUUGAGUAGCAUUUUGUAACUGCACACUAAGCUGCACCUACUCCCUAAAGCAAAUAUGAUCAAAGUGAGUGAUAAAGGUGGCUCCUAUGGACAUUCAAUCCCAAUUCCACGGUGAAUUAGGGAAAACUCUUAUUGAUGACAGUGGGGAAUUUAGCCAUCGUGUAAGUCUGCCACAAUUGCAGAGUAAGAAAAACUAUGGAAAACCAAGCCUGGAUCAAGUCAAUGCCUAAGCUAUCAGUAAUUUUAAUAGGCUAAUUUCACUUCCUAUAAUUUUAUCUAGGCUUCAGUGUCCUUCAAAAACAGCUUGCUAAGCUCCAGACUGGGGGUCGGUCAGUCCAGUUGUCCAGUUUGAGCCUCAAACUGAAAUAGGUAGAAAAAGACACAAACUACAUUAUAACUAAGCUCUGGAAGUGCAUGUUAAGUAUGUUAGGAAAGUGACAAUUUAAAGUGUGACAGAGCAUUAAAGACCUCUGAGCUAGGUCUGUAGAAACUGGCACUACUUUGGUAUGUACAUAUAUGUGCAAAGAUCCUCAUUACAAUCACAGAAGCAAUAUAGCCAUGGUAGUGAGGCACUGUACACCAGGGCUAAACUGAGGUGUGGCAAUAUACUGAUGUAGCUUAUGAAGCUUUCAGUUCUGAAAUUUGCCUAGUGAGCUAUCUCUGGGAUGUGCUAGUAGUGCUUCAGUGUAUGGUGUAUAUAUUCCCUACAAGAAUGCUCCCUUGGUGUAACAAAACCAGCAUGCUGUAUUUGCAGAGCAUGUAUGACUAAGCUCUACCAAGCAUAGUUUAUUCCAUCACCAACCUAUCUCCAGAACAGAACGUGCUAUACCGAGGCAAAGAACAGUAGCAGCACCUGCUUCAGUACCUUUCACCAGCGUAGCUAGAAAAGACAUGUGUACAGCUGCAAUAUGAACAUGGAGAGAGGGGCCUGAACAGCUAAUUGCUUGUCGUGUGAUCCAGAAUGCAGACUAUUCUGAGAAGUUAUACUAGGAAGAGGACAGCCAGAGAGCAGACAGCUCUUUUACACCACUCCCCGGAUUAAAUCUUUCUAUUCCUAAGAUGUCCCUUCACUUCUCUGACCGCCAUACGUAUGCUGGCAGAAGUAAGUGCACAGAUCUGAUUUUAGCUGUAGCACAGGCUGAGCAAACGUGUUAUUGAAAAUAAAUUAAUGCAGUCCAUACAGAUAGAGCAGAACUCUGCCCUUGAAACACAUUUGACAGCUUUCUUAUGAGACACGUGUUACUAACAUGCAGCCUACCACAAGGCUGGCAGAAAAUCAAAAUCUGAAAGCAUAAAAAGGGGAGUCACCUCAGUGCCAAAUGCAAUCACUAGCUCUGGGAAGCGGUGAGUGUUUGAAAUCCAUACGAUGUCACCCGCUUAUUCAUACAAGGACAAAAAUACCAUAAAAAAAUCAUUGAGUUUCAGUCACGUUGAGACACUCAAAGUAACAGAGAUUAAUAAAUAAUAAAUAGCAGUACCAUCAAUAACAAAUGCCAAAGGGUGAUGCUGUAUCUAGAUGCAUAUCUGCUGACUAGUGCAUAUUAGUAAACCACACAGUGCUUUUAGCUCUGACUUCAAUAUUAAUUUUGGCAGUGGAAAGAGGUUUUAUUAAAAGUACUGAAAAUGUCAUUCAUCUUUAUUUGUAUUACAUUUGUUAUGAGGAUUUAAAGCCCAAUACACAACUAUGGGGAGAUGCAAAAACUGAAAUGGACCAAUCUGAUCAUAAAAAUAAAUGAACCUCAAAAGAGAAACUCAUGUUUUAAAUAGUGAGAAGAAUGUCCACUUCUUAUAUUUCUAAUACUAUAAGGUGUUACUGAUAGGAAUUGUUUUUCAAGGUUUGUUUUUUCUCUAAGGAGUUCUUUUUAAAUCCCUUGCAAGCUAAAUGAUCUAUCUGUAGGUACAUUAUGAUGGUAGCCCACAAUCCAUAGGAAUAAAAAAUUAAAUAAAAGGUAGGAACAUGGAGAAAUUAAAUCAUGUGAUUACUUAUUUAAAAUACUAAAUUCAAAGGAAAUGAAACUAUUUAAAGUACUAUCCAGUAAUCUAAGCUGCUCAAAAUACUGCAGUAAGUUAACUUAUUUGAAAUUGUCACCAUAUUUUUUUUGUAUUUUUUUAGUUAAGUGCUGAAUAGCAUAUUGAUACAUCAGUCUUUCAUAAUGCUGAAUCUUUUCUAGGAUGUUCUGAAGAUUUCAGAAGUCACUGAAGUUAGAGGGGAAUUUUACUUACUGGCAGUCUAGGAUCCAUAACCUCGAAAUAGGAUGCAUCAACAAUUCUCUAGAUUGUUCUGCUGCUGUUAUAUUACCAAUGCAAAUCCCUACUGGUACCAGUGUGGUAGAAGUCACAAAAAACACAAUGGUCUUUAUGUUUUAUUGGAUUAGCAUAAUACACAUCAGUAAUAGAACAGCAUAACUCAGCCUAAACACACAUAGGUAAUAUUAUAGCUCUGUUGCUGAGCUUUUGUAGGUAAGAAAUUUGUCAGCAUGUUGCUCACAGUAUAAUACAAAACCUGGUUUCCAGCUGUUACAGUUCUCAAGUAAAAAUGUCUUUAAUCAGGCAUCAAAACUCAACACACAAUGACUACCUACGAAUAGAAUGUAUUAUCAGUUCUGAAACUAGUUUGUUCAGUUAAUUAAAGUUAAAGGUUUUUGGAGAACACUGGGUUUUUAUGGGUUUUCUUCCUAAUUUUGUGUUUGUUCAUGGAGACCUGUUACCAUUGGGGAAAGUGGGCGGUUUAUGUUACUUUGACUAUCUAUUUUUUGAAUGUGUUCCUUGACCCCUUAGAAUUCUUAGUCCAAAUCUGUUUGUGUUUUAAGGUUUAUCAAAAUAUUUCCCAUCAAAAUUAUUUCUUCAAUAAAUAUUUUGGCUUGACUAAGCAAAAAUAUA
Grus americana (Whooping crane) is the source of this 15801-nucleotide messenger RNA. It is a transcript of the gene TMEM52, whose product is annotated as transmembrane protein 52. Lineage: Eukaryota; Metazoa; Chordata; Aves; Gruiformes; Gruidae. Bases 1047 to 1568 code for a protein of 173 amino acids. The record is from RefSeq and is a predicted model, not a curated record. The transcript has 4 exons.